AUGCCCACCUUCCUCGACAAGCUGCCCAAGCUGCAGGCGCUGACACUGGCGUGCAAGCCAGAGCCAGGCGAGUACCUGGCUCGCCUCACGUCUCUUACCCUGGAGCCUGGCGUCUGGUCCAACAUACUCGACCUGGAAACGAUGGGAGGUGUGCCUGCCGCCUCACUGGCAAGCGCCACCGGCCUGCGCCGGCUGGAGCUCAACACGACGGUCGAUGACGACGACCUGCAGGAGGUGCUGCCCUGCAGGCUGAGGAACGCCCAUGUGCUGAAUGAACUGCCUGGCCUGACCAGCCUGUUGCUGGAUGAGGUUGGCGGCACCUCGCUGCCUCCCGAGGGCAGCUACCUGUCCAGCCUGCGCUCCCUGAAGAUCCGAGGCUUCCACACAGCCACGCUGGCGCCGGGGCUGUCUGCCGCCACCGGGAUGACAGCACUGUCCAUUGUCAACCCUCGCAUGAGCGUGGAUGUCGUGUGGGAGCAGCUGGCCACCCUGCUGCCGCGCUGGCCGCUGCUCAAGGAGAUGCUGCUGCAUGAGCAUGACGACCUCAACUUGCUGGCAGUCAGCAUGCUUGCCGGGGACAUGCUCGAGGACAUGCACACCUGA
Messenger RNA from Chlorella variabilis, 603 nucleotides. RefSeq lists its product as hypothetical. Bases 1 to 603 code for a protein of 200 amino acids. The record is from RefSeq and is a predicted model, not a curated record. Lineage: Eukaryota; Viridiplantae; Chlorophyta; Trebouxiophyceae; Chlorellales; Chlorellaceae. The transcript is spliced from 6 exons.